GUAACAGUGACUGGACGAGCAAUAUUGGCCUCGAGUUGUGCCAACGAGAUUCAGGAUAAUAUUAGGAACCAUUUCUUCUCAGCAAGAGGGACAGUAUAAAUAAGGAAAAAGCGGUUUUUUAGUAUGAAGAAAAGCAGAGGCCGGACAAGUCGAAAGAGAAGAAGAAAACACUUGCAGAGAUUUAUGUAUGGAGUCAACUGCAGUCACAAACUGGAAUACAUUAAACUUAAGAAGUGGCUCAAAGACAGAGGAUUUGGAGACGGUAGUUUAAGGCCAGCGCAGUUCUGGGGUACAGGAAGAGGACUGAUGACAACAAGAGCUCUUCAGGCAGGAGAGCUGGUUAUUUCAUUGCCCGAAAAAUGCUUAGUCACCACCAGCACUGUCCUUAACAGCUGUUUAGGAGAAUACAUUAUGAAAUGGAAGCCUCCUGUAUCUCCUUUGAUAGCACUGUGCACAUUUUUAAUAGCAGAGAAGCACGCUGGUGAGAAAUCUCUGUGGAAGCCAUAUCUUGAUAUUUUACCCAAGACAUACACUUGCCCAGUUUGUUUGGAGCAAGAGGUAGUACAACUUUUUCCUGAACCUUUAAGAAAGCAAGCUCAGGAGCAAAGAACAACGGUCCAUGAGUUGUACAUGUCUUCCAAAGCUUUUUUCUCUUCUCUACAAUCUUUGUUUGCUGAGAACACGGCAACUAUUUUUAACCAUAGUGCCCUGGAGUGGGCUUGGUGCACUAUUAAUACCAGAACAAUAUACAUGAAACAUUCCCAGAGGGAAUGCUUUUCUCUUGAGCCAGAUGUUUAUGCAUUGGCACCAUUUUUAGAUUUGCUAAACCACAGUCCAAAUGUUCAGGUAAAGGCUGCAUUUAAUGAACAGUCAAGAAGCUAUGAAAUUCAGACAAAUUCACAGUGCAAGAAGUAUGAAGAAGUAUUUAUCUGCUAUGGGCCUCAUGACAAUCAGCGACUGCUACUAGAAUAUGGAUUUGUUGCCAUUGAUAACCCUCAUAGCAGUGUUUAUGUCUCAUCAGAUACUCUUUUAAAAUAUUUCCCACCAUUGGACAAGCAGAAAAAUGCAAAACUUUCCAUUCUGAAGGAUCAUGAUUUAUUAGAAAACUUGACCUUUGGAUGGGAUGGACCAUCUUGGAGACUUCUUACAGCCCUCAAGGUCUUAAGUCUUGGAGAAGAUGAAUUUACUUGCUGGAGGAGAGCACUGCUUGGUGAUGUAAUUUCAGCCAGAAAUGAACAGCAGGCUUUGAAUAUAACAACAAAGAUAUGCCAUUUUUUAAUAGAGGAGACACAGCAUGUCCUUCUGCAGAUUUUCCAGAUGAAGAGGGACAAAGAAAACCUCAAAGAACAGCUGACUUUGGUAGAAGCACUACGCUUAGAAGAUCUGAAAAUACUACAGAAAUCAGCAGAGAUUCUUUGCAGCUUGAACAUGACAACAGUUUGAUCCACCUGGGACUGUGAUAACUGCAGCUGAUCUCAAAUGGAUCUCAUUUGCUAUGGACAUGACUUGCUCAACUGUUUUAAUGGACCUGGGCAGCAAAGAAUAACAAAAGUCAUCAUAAAGUGCCCAGCUUAGUUUGCAGGAUCACAUGGGCACCAAAGGCUUAUUUUGUCCUUUGCUGAUCUUCAGUAAUACAAAAGGUUAGCCCGGAGGGUAGGGAGGAACAUAGGCAGCUUUCAUCACACCUCAUCCAAAUCAUAAUUGCUUUGAGCAAAACAGCUUAUGGGGUAAUUUGAGCAGCUCUAGCACUGGGGACUCCAGCAGUCGGACCUUCUGAUCCAUGCCUAUGGGGCAAAGGCAUGGAUCAGAGGGUCAGGCGUACACUCCUCAGUAUAUAUUUUGAGUUCUGGCACUUGACAGAGAGCGAAAGGAGGGAGCUAAUUGUAUAUAUCCAGAAUAAAUCCUUUAUCUUUUCCCUGAGACAUGUGCAGGUGCCCAAGAAUGAGUAGUUUGCAGAGUGUCAAUUCUUUAUGGGAGCAAUAAAUGUGGACUGGAGCAGAGAUUGCAAUCAGCCCUUUUGUGACUGAUGCCAAACUGUUCCCUGCACAGUUUCAGUUCAUGUUUCUUGAACUUAAGGAAGGGAGAUUUUUUUUUGCUUUACUCUCAGUGCUUCCUCCAAACUCACUAGUUUGUAUUCUGACUCCUCCUGCUGGAAAUGAGAACACAAAGGAUGUUAUCAGUUUGGAAGCCCACCCAGACGUUUCAUUCUAUUUUCUGUCAUUUCUGGUGAUGACACUGACAAACGUUUUAAUCUUGCCUUCAAGAGGAUAUUCUCAUGAGCUACCUUUCAUUAUUAGUUCAACCUAAAUAAGGAGCUCAUGGUUCCUAUGUGGUUUAGGAGAAGGAAGCUUCUUCUAAGAGUGUUUCCAAGCAGGAUCCAUGUCUAAGCUUUAUAAACUUUGUAAUUGUUGUUGUGUUGUAAUUAUUUCCCAUUGUGUGGAGAUUCAUGUUUUGUAAUUUUUCAUUAAUACUUCUAGGCCUUUUAAAGAAUUGUGCUUUUAAAGAAUGUUUAUUUUUGUAAUUAUAGGGAUUAAUUUUCUACAAGACUGUUACCUAUUUUUUAAAUAAAUGAAAUUAUAUAUGGCAAUAAAAGCAUUCUAGCUAAUAUCAUUUAAAGAAAAAAAUGCAGCAAAUGAAAACUUCUAAGAAAUAAGCUAGCAUAAAUGUACUUUCUGACUUUUCUUUAUGAACAUUCAUUGUGAACAAGAGAGUUAUUGUAUAAACUUGAUUGGAUUUGAGGAUUCCAGGGGUUUUCCUUGCUGUUUCUUUUCUGCCUUGUUCUAUUUGGGACACAAAAUAUCUAUUUGUCAUCUCCCAGAAUUCUUGCAUCUCACUUAUGUCCCAGUCCUGUCGAUGACAUCUGUUUCUUUUUUUUUCCCCUACCCCCCUUUACCAAACCAUGGAGCUCUGAGAAAGGCUUUUCCUUAACUGGAAAAGUGUAUUGGCUUAGAUAUACAAGAACCAGGGGGACUGGGAAAUAACCACUUGUUGUUAAUCAGAUUCCAUGUCACUGAAAACAGAAGUUGUUCUUGGUUUUGAGGUGCCAUCCUCUUAAUUAUACCUAGGAUUAGGAAAUUCUGAAAGUGAGGUAUUUUUGCUGUUGUUUGCCUGAGCCUGCUAAGACUCUUGUACUCCCACACUUUCUGGAUCAUUCAUGUGGGGGUGCUGCCAGUAUGUGGUUUCUUUGUAUUUCACAGCAGAGAGCAAAGUGAAUUGACUGGGAGAGGAACUGGAGUGCUUCCAGGAACUAGAAGAAUGUGUAUUAUAUCCUUUGGACCAACUUAAUUUUGUAUUUGCUUAAACUGUGAUUUUAACCCAUGUAAAUCACCACAGUUAAUACACUGGUCAUGUACUGAAAUACCCCCUCGAGGAGAUGACUUUCUGCUUUUCUGCUAAUCCCACCAAGGGCAAUCUUCAUCAUCUUGCCUGAGAGUCCUUCUGUAUCACUGAACAUGGCUACAGCAAAGAUGGCAGAGCUGAGAACCUGACGCUGACAGUUACUAGCCCAAAAAGCAGUUCAGUCUUGGGUAGUUCCCGGAUUCCAAAGUAGUUGAAGGGAGUAUUGGUAUGCUAAGUAUUGUAUAUGCUCAACCUGUUCUUACUCUUGUUAAGGUGGGAGAAAGAGGAAUACUGGACUAGAGAGACUCUUGCUGUGAAUAUGUUCUACUGUUUUUAUGAUUAGCAUUGAACUGGUUGCCUUCUUAGAUUGUUUUCAUAGUAUGUUUUUUAUUC
Molecule: messenger RNA, 3732 nt
Organism: Phasianus colchicus (ring-necked pheasant)
Lineage: Eukaryota; Metazoa; Chordata; Aves; Galliformes; Phasianidae
Gene: SETD4
Product: SET domain containing 4
Biological process (GO): peptidyl-lysine trimethylation; peptidyl-lysine monomethylation
Molecular function (GO): protein-lysine N-methyltransferase activity; protein binding
Source: RefSeq, a predicted model, not a curated record